AUGUUGGUGAGGUCAGCAUUUCCUUUACGAGUCGGAUUGGCAGCCGGGAAGCCCUUGCAAGCCUCACGGAACACAUGGAUCCUCCGCAGAGUGUACGCUCCUGAUCCGACGCCUCCUGGACGAGUGCAGCGGAAUCCACAGGAGUUACCAAAUCUGAUGAAGCUAGAAGUUGUUGAAAUUGAAGCCCAUAAACCUGCAGGACCAUUGAAAGUGAUUCUUUUGCAGGACGUUGAAGGAAUAGGACACCAGUUUGAUGUAGUUGAUGUGGAUAGAAAGCUUGCUCGAGAUGACCUCCUACCCACUAGGAAAGCCGUAUAUGCGUCUCCGUUUGAUCUCAAGUAUUACGCCGGCGUUAAAGAGGUAUGUUCCGGAUUUUGCGCAUGA
Messenger RNA from Cooperia oncophora, 384 nucleotides. NCBI's taxonomy places the organism in Eukaryota, Metazoa, Nematoda, Chromadorea, Rhabditida, Trichostrongylidae. The record is from the annotation of a GenBank genome assembly.